This is a messenger RNA of Metarhizium robertsii ARSEF 23, 2532 nucleotides long. RefSeq names its product glycoside hydrolase family 36 protein. Bases 1 to 2532 code for a protein of 843 amino acids. The transcript is spliced from 7 exons. The record is from RefSeq and is a predicted model, not a curated record. Lineage: Eukaryota; Fungi; Ascomycota; Sordariomycetes; Hypocreales; Clavicipitaceae.
AUGAAGGCCCUGGUUCAAAGUUAUCCCCCCCUCGGUCAAGUCACCGUCGUCCAGGACAGCACAGUCGUACUAACAUCGGUAUUGGAAAUAUCCAACAGUCGAGCGGAAGAAGAAUGGGAUGUUGCGCUUUGGAUUUCUGUAGACAGCGGGCGCUGGAGUGAGAUACGUCUGACCAGGCUGGGGCAUGGCGCUGAACCACCUGUGCUCAGCAAAAAGCCACAGUCGUCCUCGUUCCUAUAUUUCCGUUGUUCAUUUUCGCUUCACAAAUUUGCAAAUUUCACCUUUAAGUUCCGACGAGCAAAUGACGAAUCGUGGAAAUGGGUUCGUGAAGAGGAGGGGUCGAAUGAUGGUAUCAUCAUUCUAUCGACAUCUCCCACCUCGUCUCCCGACGAUUCAAGGCCAUGUAUCCCGGACUUGGACACGGAAUGGAACAUCUCAUCUCACGUUAGUCAGUCCCCUGGCACGCAACUAUGGUCACUUAGUUGUUCCUUGCCUGCCUCUGUAGGGGAGAACUCGACAUUUAGAGAUAUUACCAUCGGUACGCCGUGGGGCUCAUUUAUAAGAUGGUUUGCUCUCGUCCGUCACAAGGCAGCCUGGCUGGGCCCUCGACAUGGCAGAUCUCGUUUCUCUCCAGAUCAGGACACAAUCUUGGGUUGUUUUCUAAGCCAUCAUGGCAAGACCAUGGCAAUACUCGCCGUGAGUGGCGUAGGCAGUGUAACAACAACUAUUCGGGAUGAUGGCCACGGUGUGGUCGCUGUUCACGCCAGAAACGAUUCUGCGUCGUCGGAAACAACUGUGGUUCUGAUCUCGGAAGGGAUCGAUUUCGACCACGCGGUUGCCUCCGUCAUGUACCAUGCAAGAACGAUGGUAUCAGAGACAUAUGGCGUGUCACAAAACCAUAACAAUAGUCGAGAAAAAUGGGAUUCAAAAGCUAUAACUGGGUGGAAGCCGGAAUGGCAAGAUGAAUGCAUCCUCCCACUUCUCAACGCGAUAGAAGAGCUUGCUAGGAACAAGAUUCAAAUAACGAAUCUCAUUAUCGAUGACAACUGGCAGUCUCUGGAUCGCAUUGGAAGUGAUCAGUCACAGUAUGGAUGGUCCGAGUUUGAAGCAGACCGCAACGCUUUCCCCAGCGGUCUGAGAAGUGUGGUAGCACAAAUUCGAAACUUGCACCCAGCUCUUCAGAAUAUCAUCGUAUGGCAUGCCAUGCUGGGAUACUGGGGCGGCAUCUCACCCAAUGGGCUUAUUGCGAAGACUUACAGCACAAUCAAGGUAGCCCAAGAGGGUGAAAACAGCCAUCCGCUGACCAUUGUUGGCAAACCGGAUGUAUCGCGGUUAUACAACGACUUUUACAGAUUCUUGGCUGAGUCGGGAAUUGAUGGUGUCAAAGCUGAUGCACAAGUCAUGAUCGACAUGUUGAAAGAUGCACCAGAUCGUCGAGAUCUGAUAUCUACCUACCUCGACGUCUGGUCCAAGACCUCGGAAGAGUAUUUUGGUGGCAAAACCAUAUCAUGUAUGUCCCAAUUUCCAUACUCUCUCUUCCACUCUCAAUUACCCCGAAGUAGAGGAGAGUUUUCUGUCAGAAACUCGGAUGAUUUCUUCCCAGAUGUUCCACGGUCACAUCCGUGGCAUAUCUGGGCCAACGCACACAAUGCCAUCGUCACUCAGUUUCUGAACGCGGUUCCGGAUUGGGACAUGUUCCAAACUGUGCACAGCUACGCAGAGUUUCAUGCCGCAGCACGAUGUGUAAGUGGCAGCCCAAUUUACAUCACAGAUAUCCCAGGCAUGCACAACAUGCAUCUGAUCAAGCAAAUGACUGCUACUACGCCACUUGGUCAGACGGUGGUUCUUAGACCGAGUGUCCUGGGCAAAUCAAUGUGUGCCUAUGCCGGAUAUGAGGACGGUUUGCUUCUGAAAAUUGGCAGCUACAAUGGGGCAUCCCAGACGGGCACUGGCAUUCUUGGCAUUUUCAAUGUUUCAACAAGGCACCUCACCGAAAUUAUUCCUCUGGGGCUUUUUCCAGGAGUGUUUCAAGGAGGAAAAUACGCCGUUCGAUCACAUACAACAGGACAGACUUCGGCGCCGAUGACAACGGGCGCCCCAGACUCAGUAAUUGCUGCAUCGAUAAAUGAGGCAGGAUAUGAGAUUUUAUGCGCUUUCCCGCUGGCACAAUUUAAGAGUGGUCGAUAUGGCAAUGGAUACGCUGGUGCCGUUGGCUUGGUUGGUAAGAUGACUGGCUGUGCUGCAAUGACAUACAGCAGUGUAGUUCAACGGGAUUCUGGCACAGUCAUCGUGACCUGCAACUUGAAAGCGUUGGGUACCCUAGGUGUGUACAUUUCUACGCUUCCGCGCUUGAACAUUGAAGACGACUUCAUGGUAGCAAUUGAGGACCUGCCUGUCCGGUUCGAGACGGUAAGUAGAAGUGAAGAUGAUGAGCGAAUUUUUGAAAUUGAUGUUGAAAGAGCUUGGGAAGAGGUCGCGGUGAGCACUAUGCAACGAGGUGAAGUGCAGAUUAAAGUGAGCUUCCAGCCUUGA